Messenger RNA from Anopheles marshallii, 5898 nucleotides. It is a transcript of the gene Hmt4-20, whose product is annotated as histone-lysine N-methyltransferase Suv4-20. The transcript is spliced from 3 exons. The record is from RefSeq and is a predicted model, not a curated record. Gene Ontology annotation, cellular component: nucleus. Gene Ontology annotation, molecular function: histone H4K20 methyltransferase activity; protein binding. Lineage: Eukaryota; Metazoa; Arthropoda; Insecta; Diptera; Culicidae. Bases 1 to 5898 code for a protein of 1965 amino acids.
AUGGUGGUAGCGUCGUCCGGACACGCAUCGGGUAGUGCCGGACAUCAGCAGGCACGCAACAGCAACCAUCAGCACAGGCUUGCCCAGGUUGCCAGCCCAGGUACGGGCAUGACACCGAAGGAGCUGUCCGAUAAUGAUGACAUUGCGACAGGGCUGGUGCUCGACACCAUACUCGGCUUUCAAACACACAAGAUGAGCCUGAAGUAUCGACCACUCAAGGCAAACAAGGACGAGAUCAAGAACAUCAUCGAGGAGUUCAUACGGACGCAAAACUAUGGGAAAUGCUACCAGCAGCUUAUGAACGGCAACUGGAUGCCACGGUCCGUGUUGAACAAGAACAAACUGGCACUGAAGCGGCUAGAAGCACACAUUUACCGCUACCUUCGAGUGUUUGAUCAGCAUUCCGGAUUUGUGAUCGAGGCAUGUUAUCGUUACUCGCUCGAGGGUCAGAAAGGUGCCAAAAUCUGUUCCACCCGGCGCUGGAUGAAGAACGAAAAGAUCGAGUGUCUGGUGGGCUGUAUCGCGGAGCUGACCGAGCGCGAGGAAGCGGACCUGCUGUACCCGGGACGGAACGAUUUCUCCGUAAUGUACAGCUGCCGUAAGAAUUGUGCUCAACUAUGGUUAGGUCCAGCCGCGUACAUCAACCAUGAUUGCCGCGCAAACUGCAAGUUCGUAGCGACCGGGCGCGAUACCGCCUGCGUGAAGGUGUUACGCGACAUUGAGGUGGGUGAAGAAAUUACCUGCUUCUAUGGAGAGGAUUUUUUCGGCGAUAACAACUGCUACUGCGAGUGUGAAACGUGCGAAAGGCGUGGUACCGGUGCGUUUGCAUCACGCACACAGAGAGUGAUAGAGAGUGCGGCACUGUACAAUGGGGUUGGGGAUACAAGCUCGAGCGGCAGUGGUAGUAUCGUCGGUGGUAGCGGCACUGGAAGCGAAGGACCCGAUGGAGGAGCAGGUUACAAUCCGGCACUAGCGGGGAGCGGUGUGAAUGGACUGGGAGGCGUUGUGGUCGGCAUCGUCGGUACGGCGAACGGUGCGGGCGUACGGUACAGGUUACGCGAAACCGACAACCGGUUAAAUAGGAUGAAAAACAAGCGCAACAACGGGGGAGGCACCGGUACCGGUGGCGAUAUAAAUAGUGCAAAGUUGACUGCGAUCGGGAAGGAACCACCGUCCGCGCUCGGCAUGCUGACAAUGCGCGAACUGCGCGAUAAGGGCAUGACGAAGUACGAUGCGGAGAUGCUACUCGCUCAGCAGAAGCCCUACUGCACAAACGCGUCGCUCGUUACACCGCUAGCACCGCACGGACGAGCACACGAUGGGUCCUCGUCUAGCGGCCAGUUUGCUGCGGAGUUGAACGACAGUACGGCCGAUAGUAAAAAGGUUAUGGAACAGAAAAGUGAGGCACAGCUAAAACGUGCCACCCGCUCAUCGACCUGCAGCAGUAUGAAAGCGUUGGCUGCGAAAUCGGACGAAUGUUCGAAGGCGCUGGAAAAGAAACGCGACCAACCGUUCGAUGGGGGAAAUGGUAAAGAGCAGCAUCAGAGUAGGUCGCUCGGUACCAAGCCAAACCCUCGACGAAGGUACAGCAGCUACAGUAUUGUCGAUUCGACACCGUUUGGUGAGACCGUGGUCGGAAAACAGUCGUGCACCUCUACCAACCGUCAGCAGACGCACGAUACGAAGCGGAAAAAGCAGAAACAUUCAACCGAAAACGGUCCACGGCAACGGUCGGCCUCGGUCGCACCCGGGAAGAUUCGGGAAUCACGAUCAGGGAAGGAUCUUACUGACGAUGUGAUCGUGAUCGAUGAUGAUUGUAGUAGCAGCAGUAUGCACUCGUGCAACUCGGGCACCGACGGCGUGGAUGCGCAUCUGCCCUUUAGUCAACAGUUUGCGCGCAAUCGUAAGCGCCGGGCCAGCAUGUACACUAGCAGCAGCCGAAGCAUAUAUACGUUCCACGAUGACACACUCGACGGAACGCCACCGAAUGGGUGUUACGCACUACGCAAUCCUCAUCAGCACAGCAGUCAGCAUCGGCAUCAUACGAAUCCGUUCGCUGCCGGCAUCGUUGUAGACGAGUCACAACCGCCAUCCACCGCCGGCAGCCGCAAACAACCGGUAACGCAUCGUUCAGCCUCCCAGGUCGCAACGUCGACUCGCAAACGGCCCCGAGAAACGACUCCGGACGAGCAGAGCGCGAAUGCGUCGGCUAAGCGCCCCGGCGCCACCCUGGCGGCCGACAACAACGGUUCACAACGAAUCAUGACCCGGCGGAUGUCGUUACGCGUGGCGAACGCUUCCAAUCUCGCUACUGUACCGAGUUCGGGUGAGACCGCCACGGCAAUGUCGGUCGCAGAUUCCGAAUCUGAGAUUAGUCCGCGGGUAACGCGCGGUAUGUUACGCCUACUGGAAGAUCACGACGCUGCGACGGAGUCGGCUGGGAAGCAGCACACCAAACCGUCCCGUUCUACCACGUCAAGGACUGGGACGGAGGAGGUUGAGAGUGAAGGAGUGAGUGUGAAUGGUGAUAGUUAUCGGUUUAGAAGACGUUGGUCAACGGUUACGAGCACACUGGGUGAUGAUGAGCAUACAACUGAGUCAGCAGAGCAACAACCACGCAUGGGUAAGGCAACGUCAUCAAAUAGGGGGAGCCGAAGUCGGAAAACGAAGGUACAGACACCACAGUCACCGGAUGAAGCCGAACAGCAACCGACAGAUGUGGAUGGUACGAAUGCUACAGGUCGGGAGGAAGCCGGUGCACUGCUGAAGCGCUUGCAACAGCAGUCACGGGCGGGGCAAGGUGUAGCACACGACGGUUGUACGACAGGAGGGAGCGUCCGUACACGGAAGCAGCUGUCACCAACAAAAAGAUCUCGUGGUAAGGAUUUGGUUGUCAAUGGGCGAAGGUCUGUCGGAGGGGAAAUUAAACACACGUGGAAACAAGCAUCCGUCAACGCUACGGAGACGGGGGACUUAACGGGUGAAGGGUACGGAUUUGAGGAGGAAGGGGAAGAAGAGGAUAACGACGAUGAGGACGAUGUGUUGUGGCAGCAUCCGGCGUCGCAUGCAGGAGGUAAAAGCAGCAGUAGCAGCACCAGUAGCAGCAGCACCAACAUCCCGACGAGUUCCACCGCAUUCGGGUUGCAGAAGCGUAUUACCGACCGUAGUCCCAUCUCGUCAAACUUUUCUUCCUCUUCCUCCUCAUCAUCCUGUUCCUCUUCAUCCGUGUCGUCCAUCUCGUCGGUUUCGUCUGCAAGGUAUAAGGGUGCCUCGUUGCCGAAGAUAGCUGACCAGUAUCGUUUAAAACUGAAGCUGCGUAUGAAACCUGUAUCAACGACGGGCGACGACGAUGGUGAUGGAGGCGUCGCUGCGGGUCUACAUACAGAUCCGCACCUUGUGAACGUCGAUCGGUUACGGCGGCCAUGGUCAUCCGCCGGUAUACGGCCGGCAGAGGUUCUCAGCACUGGAAGCAAUAAUGAGUCUGUUGGCAAACGUGCUGUCGCUUCGGCAUCUCGCAGAAGGGAUACGCGCCAUGACGGCCAACAUGGGGAUGGGCAGUCCACUUCGGUAGGGAGUACUACGUAUGGUAGGGAUAGUGACGGUAGCGAGCAACCGACCCCUGUAACGACCGUAUCGGAUGAGGACGAUGAGGAUGACAUCAUACUGUCGAAGAUACUGCAGUGUGGUGGGAAGCAGCGACCGGAAGCAGAGGAUGGUGGUGCGUAUCGGGAGCGGCGGGAACAGGAUAUGGUUACACACACCCACGGUUCCAACAGCAUUAGCAGUAUGGCAAUUAGUUCCUCCACCCAAUCGCAGGCAGAGAAUGUUGCGUUGCUUGCUACCGUCACUACCGCCGCUACCAUUGCGACCAGCAGUGCCAGUUCUAAGUUAUCUCCUUCCUCCUCUACGGUGCCUACGGUGGAACCCUUGAUGAGAACGCCCGAGCGAAGGUUAAAGCUGACGUUGCGCAUGAAACGUAGCCCGGUGAUCGAUGAAAUAAUCGAGUCUGGCAACAGUCUGAGCGAUGCGGACAACGGUGGCAGUCCGAGUGCGUUUCGGCGUGAGUACGAAAUACUCCGCAUGGAAGGUUUGCGGGAACUCGAUGAGGAGGAGGAGGGGGAGGAGGAAACAGACCGUCCGUACCGAUCGACGUGUCGUGCGGCAAAUCUUAGCAGACGAUCCCUUACAUACGAUUCACCCGCUAGCAGUAGUAGUCAUUCAGUAAGCGAUAUUGCCCUUCAUUCUAGAGCGAAACCGGAAGAAGCGUUCCGGCACGACGGCAUCGAUCCAGCGAACGGUGGCGACAAGCGACAGUCGCACCACAAAGAAUGGUCACGCGACCCAGACGAGGGUGAGAAGGUCGAAGCGGAGGAGGAAGAUCUUACGUCGUAUAGCAGCAGCUGUAGCAGCCUGGUGUCACAAAAGCGUAAAAAGCGGCACAAGGCUUCAAAGGAGGCGCGCCGGCUACGUAAGGAGGCGAAACGCCAACGACGUCUGCAGCUGUAUGAAGCCGUUUGUUCAGAACAGAACGGCACUGUGAAGGAAAAGCUCAAGUGUCGAAGCUUUAUGACAACGCAGGAGACUGUUCCGACGGAGGAGAACGAUGAAACGGGAGGAAACGGUGGGAAUAGUUGUGCGGUGGUAGUAGCACCACCACCACCACCACCACCUCCGCCACCUCCACCAGUUCCGCUGUCCAAUGGACCGAUACAGGCCGUAAUGGGGCAGCACAAUGGGUCUCCGGUCACCAACAUCGGCACCACCACAACAACAACCGCCACACCAUCCAAGUGUGGGCUAGCCGGGGAUGCACCAGUAUAUCAGCGGACACACUACCCCUCUAACUACUUCCCCCAUCCCCACCAACAUACACUACAGUCUGUGAUACUGCAGCCGACCGCAUUGCGCGGUGUGCGCACUGAACCGACCGGUGUCGCCGGGAGGGAAGAGUGGGGAGAUGAGAUGCACCGGAUAAAUGUACGAUGGUCGCUUGCGAACCCAUCUGCCGGUGGUGCAAUGUACGGCGAUACGAUAACCAGCGCCGCUACGGCUUCCGGUAGCGAGGGUGAGGGUGUUGGGAAUGGGGGUAGCGGGCUACCAAUGAAGCGAUUGCGACUGAUCUUUGGCAACGAAACGCACACGCGCGACAUUCCGCUGAUGGAAGCACCGAACACUAGCAACACGGCUAACACCACCACCAGCACAGCGAAUGGUGUUAUUAUGGCACCCUCCAACGUGCACUGUUCGUCGUCCAGUGCGGCACCGAUGUCACCGGGUACGACACGGCCAGGUCCGGGCCAGGUAUCCGCCGGUGUGCUGCUCCGACCCGGCACCGAGAGUGUUACGCUACUGCGCAACGGAGAGCACCCCGGCAAGGCCCAUUGUCCCGUGUCGAAUCUAAUCAUCAGCAACACGCCCGGUGUGAUUGUAGGACCGGCUCGGGCGAUGACGAUGCAGCAGCCACACCAUUCCCCGACAGCAGUGGUGGUUAAUAAUGGUAGCAAUGGAGUUAUCAACAGCACUGGUAGUACCGGUGGAACUGGCAGCAAUGGCAUACUGCAACGACCGCAACAUCUUCAACAACCCUUAACAACACCAACCGGUCCGGUUGAUGCCACUGGUGGCGGAGGUACAGCUGGUGUUGGCCGUAGUGGGGGUGGUAGCGUUGGUGGCAGCGGUAAUGGAUUGAUGCUACGCGCCCAGUACGUACAGCAACCACUCGCAACGAUCUCGAGCGAUGUACCGUGCGGGGUAGUCUACCCACCUGCUACGGGCGGCGGAGACGUUCAGCGGAGCAGCAGUACGGUUGGCGGGCUGCAAGCAACAAGAUUCCUACUCCUGUCGUUCCCACCGACGCUUGACGUUCAACCGUGUGCUGGUAAUGGUACAAGCUGGUAG